AUGGCUGUCAGAGAUGAACGGCUUCCAGUUUUGGCGUCGUGCGAUACGCGUGUUUCGCCCUCGUCCCUUUCAUUUCUUGGCUCCGUGCGGCAUGGCGUGUUUUACCCUCGGCCCAACACCGUCCCGCCAGCAAGGGGUGCGGUUGAGAGUUGGUCUGCCGUGCUUGAGAUGGCCCGAAAUAGGAAAGGCGCUUCUUGUCGCGGCCAUGGCUCCAUAGGAGUGUCCCAGAGAAAGAAAACGGCAGCCGACUCGCGAAGCUAUUCGCCCGUCCGCGAACAACAGCUUCGUGAACAACAGGCGCGCGACAAUGCACUUCGUACGGCGGUGGUAGCUCUUGAAAAGCUUGCCAGGGACAAAAUUCUGGCCGAACACAACAUUAAAAAACCUUACACAUACGAAGUCAAUAGUGAAAUGAAGCAUCUUAUCAAUGAUCGAUCGGGAAAAGAUCAACUUCCCACUUCUAUUCCUGUUCUGAAAAUCGCCCAGGAAUUGUCUAGAAAGUUGGAUUUGGAUCCCUCCGCGAACGGCUGGAAUGCUGCACUCUCUAUCAUGGCGGGCAAAAUAGGCAGCAGCCAGCCGAGUUCGGUCAACAGCGAGGCUUCUACAGCAUCCGUCAGCAGUGACUUGGAGGGCUUCAAAGCCGAUUACCGCACGAAGCACUUCACGGGCACCAAGGCCGUGGUCGUCGCCAUCCUUACCGCAGAAUUCAAUAUGUUGGGUAGUAGCUAUUCAGAGGAUCUUGUAGCCAAGACUGCAGAUCUGAUGAAGACCAAAACACCGCCUAAGGCGGAGGCCGGUCUGAAGAAUGAGGCUGCCGUCGACUGGAUUCACCAUAACGCGCCGGACUACGUCAAGGAUAUCAUGAACGCAUACAAGCAAGCAUUGAAGGUUCUUUCGGGCCAGGGCACGUUGCUGGGGGAAAGGAGCCAGGCAGUACUCGGCGGCCUUCAUGAUAUCGCUAAGUAG
Molecule: messenger RNA, 966 nt
Organism: Lasiosphaeria miniovina
Lineage: Eukaryota; Fungi; Ascomycota; Sordariomycetes; Sordariales; Lasiosphaeriaceae
Exons: 3
Coding region: 1-966 (321 amino acids)
Source: RefSeq, a predicted model, not a curated record